Messenger RNA from Aureobasidium uvarum, 1431 nucleotides. NCBI's taxonomy places the organism in Eukaryota, Fungi, Ascomycota, Dothideomycetes, Dothideales, Saccotheciaceae. The record is from the annotation of a GenBank genome assembly.
AUGUCUGCUCCAAACAAGACCGCUCCCAUCAUCAUCGUCGGCGCCGGCGUCUUCGGCCUAACGAGUGCACUCCACCUUUGCCGUGCCGGCUACACGAACAUCCACCUCUUCGACAAGCAAGACUUUCUAUCCACAAAUUAUUCCUUUGCAAAAGGAAGCGAUGGCGCUUCUGCAGAUGAAAACAAGAUCCUUCGCGCUUCCUAUGGUGGCCAAGAACUCUACCAACGCAUGGCCUUCGCAGCAAUGCAAGAAUGGGAGCAAUGGAACAAAGACAUGGUUUCUGAUCCAGAUCUAUCUGAUGCCCUCAAAGACACCCAAAAGCUAUGGGAUCGUUGUGGCUUUCUGCGAAUUGAAGAAGGGUUUAGUCAGCAUGAAAUCGAUACGCAAAACAGCUUUCCUGAGGAUAUCAAACACACUCAAUAUCGAGUCACAGAUGAGCAAAGAGUCAAAGAAGCCAUCAAAGCUGGUAUACCAAAGUCAAAACUCGAUCCCUUUGAUCGUGCAAGUCGUGGACUGCCAACAGAUGGUAUACUCGACAUGACAGCCGGGUACACUCUAGCCUCAAAAGCCUGCACCUACGCCCUCCACCUCUGCAAAAAAGCAGGUGUAAACCUUCAUCUCGGCUCUUCCACAGGCACAUUCCAAUCUCUCCUAAACUCUAACAAUCGCAUCACCGGCAUCAAAACCACAGACAACACUUCCCACAAAGCAACCCUAGUAAUCCUAGCAACAGGCGGUUGGACACCCUCCCUCCUCCCAACAACCCAACCCCUCCUCGAAACAACAGCAGGCACAAUCCUCACAAUAAACAUCCCGCACUCCCGUCCAGACCUCUGGCACAAAUACUCACCUACCAAUUUCCCAGUCUGGAGUUGGAACAUGGGUGGCUAUGAUCCCUCUUCCCCUUCCACCAUAGGCGGUCUCUACGGUUUCCCUCGCACNCCCCAAGGAAUCCUGAAAUUCGGUUUCCGUGGCGCAAAAUGGACAAAUUACACCCACUCUUCCUCUUCUUCCUCUGACCACAAAAUCUCUUAUCCAAUAACCGACGUCCAAGAAAUUCCCGAACGCGCAUUUAACGUCGUAAAAGCCUUUUGCGCAGAAAACAUGCCUGAUCUGUUGGACUUGGAACUGGAACGGGGAAGAUUGUGUUGGUAUAACGAUAGUGUUGAUAACUCCUUNUUGAUUGCGCGUGUUCCUGGUCAAGUUGGAUUGAUGGUCGCGAGUGGAGGCAGUGGACAUGGUUUCAAGUUUCUUCCCGUGUUGGGUAAACAUGUGGUUGAUGUUGUCGAAGGCAAGAAGACAGAGUAUACAAAACUCUUCUCUUGGAGGGACAUACCAGAAGGUAGAAAGAACGGUUUAGAGGAAGGAGAAAAAGGAUGGAGGACUUUAGACAAGCAAAAUCUCGUGCAGAGCAGGAUGUGGAAACUGUAG